AGCGACCUCAUGUUUGUGAAUUUUUUUAGAUAGUUUUUGUUCCUGUCGAUUUCCUUUCUCCUAACGACAAGGACAAGGACAAAGCUCUUUCCUUAUUUUGCGACUGCGAAACUGUUAGUUAUAAGUCUUCGUUUUUAACGAACAAGUUGUAAUACAGAGCGAGAGCGACGUUGCUGACUCAAAUUCUUCAAGUAGUACUGGUGUUAUAACUUUAUUGGUAAUUGAAUUAUCCUGCGUCUGUCUUACUUCCUUCACAGCAAGACCCCUUGAUCUGACGACUAACGACAAGCAUAAACGAACAACAAAGUGCACAUAGGAAGCGCAGUGAGUUUGUCUAUGCAUUGCUAGUUCUUGUACGUAUUGAUCAGAAGUUUUUACGACUAUGCGCAAAUAAGAUGAAUUCUUGUGUCUGAUUCGAUUUCCUGGAGUGGUUCUUCUACCUCGCAAAGUUAUUUCCUUUUUUUGAAAUUUUUCUUCUGACGUAUAUCAUGCCUUCUCUGUGGUCCUCUUUGACAACGUAGUUGUACAGUGAGUAGGACGAGAAGAAAGAUCAUGUGGGGUUCUUACGGCACAUCGUCGAGCAGUUCCUCGUCUUCUGGACUUUCCGGGUCAACGACCACAAGAAAGCAUUCUUCCGUGAUCACCAAGGAGAAAUUCAAAGCUUUGUUUGCUAUUUUCCAGACCAGUCGGGAUGUCCCACCACCAGUGAAGAAAGAAGUUGCGAAGAUCCUGGCACAGUUGGAUCUAGUCUCCCCACAGGGGUUUCGUGCCCAUGUGGACGCAGUUGGCGCGGAUGGGACAGCGUGGUUGCAGGAAAAGCAACAAGAGCUGCUAGCGGCGACAUGGAAAAAUGGGGGAGGAGGUCAAAGUGCGGGAGGGAAAAAUGGAGGCGUCGCCGUCAAUGCUCAUAUGGGAAUGGGAUCUACCCUUGCAGACUUGGCCGGAGCCAUAUUAGAGAAAAGUAGUUAUAAUACUUCAUAUUCAACAUUGAUGUUGUGGUUUAUCAGCUCUUAUAACUCAUACAUAUUCAACAAUCUAUUUGAUGUUUUUGUAGUGUCUGUAGGUGUAGGACGCUCACGCUCCUGAAUUUUGUUCCACCUUUACCUUUCCACUUCUUUUCAAUUUCACCCAAAAGACACUGUGAAGAUAAUAAGAUAUCCGUAGCAAAAAUUGAAAAACCAACAAGCCAGCUUCUUCUGCAUCAACAUCAGGUCCACAUGGUAAUCGAGAGCAGAUGCUUGAGGGGCUGCUUAAGGCAGCUAGAGGGAGUCUCACACCCUCACCGCAGAAUGCUGGGCCAGGUUUUAACUCGUCCGUUGGCCACGCUGCUAUGGGGCAUCAAGCUGUUGGUAUGGGUCACACGAGUUUCGGUGGGAGCAGUAGUUCGACGUCUUUCUUUCCAGGAGGAUCAUCCUGCCAAGGGAAACAGAUGUCGCUACAACCUUCAGGGAAGCAGUUCUAUGGUGGAGGUAACGUGCAGGUACAUUCUUCCCCGAAAGGUCCUUUGCUGAUGAUGAAUGCUCCGGCAGUUCCGGCUAUCAGCACUGGGCCGCUUAUCACUGCACCGCCAGGCGUGAAUUAUCCGAAUCAUCAUCAUGGUGGUGCUGCUCUGCAAUUUGGCGCAAAACCGGGUAUCACGAUUCUGCAGCAACAAGUAAGUCAAGCAAGUGUAGUCCAGCCGCCUACAUUGUUUGGAGGAGCGUCAAUACAGCCUACGGGAGUGGGAAGUGUAAUAGGACCUCCACCGAAGGGUUCCCCACAUUUUCAACAUCACUUACCUACAACUGGAGGUGCCAAUAAUUAUCCAGUGACAGCAAGCCUGCCAGUAGUUCAUCCAGAACAACAUCAACAUCAACGACAACAUGAUCCACAUCCUCUGAACGCCUUGGGCAUUGUUCCGAUCAUAGAGGAUGGCCCUCCUGCAGAUAUCGUACAUGAGACGAAGCUUUUUUUGACCAGCAUCAAAUUCGACGUGUACAGAGAGCCUGAUAAGGUGCGGGAAGUGGUAAAACAGAUGGUAUUUGAAAGGCGAAUGCAGCCUGGGUCGAUACAAGCAGUGCAGGCGUAUUUGCAGACGCAACCGUUGGCGAACACAAGCGACACAUCGACGCGGGACUUGAUGAGCCAGUUGUUUGGAACAGGCGGAAACAGUGGCAUGACAAUGACAACAGCAGGGGGAAAUAGUAGCAUGAGUAGCAUGUUGACAGGAGGAUCAGGAAGUGCUUCUUCUACAUCCUCGUUGUCUGGGAUGAACGCCGCAUCAUCUUCCGCCACCUCAUCGUCCAGUACAACUACGAGUACUGAGGAGCUCCUUGCUUCGUUGUUUGCAACUACGCCUUCAACAUCGCACAACUACAACACGACUCCUGCGACCGCAACUUCUUCAAAAUCUUUCACGGAAUCAGGAGUAACUACAGCAGCUUCAUCUCCAGACGAUCUGUUUGGAAGUGGCAACGAUAUUUUUGGUGGCCUAGAUAUGAGUUGGCUUAAUGAUACCAGCACUUCCGCAGCCAAAGAGAAUCGAAAGUCUGCCUCUGCAGCUAAAGCCGAGAUCGAUCACCUGCAUCUGAUGCUUCAGAAGCAAGCGGCGGACGCAGAAACCAAACAAAGAAAAGCGGCUGUGGAAGCUGCUAAGAAUGCAGCGGCGGCAGAAGCUGCUGCGCGUAGUGCUGCAAUAGCUGCUGAACGUCGUGCAGCUGUGAAUGGAGCAGGCAUGGCAGGCUGCCCAGAAGGGCUUGACGAUAACAGUCCUACUAGAUUCAGAACUGGCGGCAGCAACACAACUUCCAAGAAUCAGAACAGCAGCACGUCCAUAGAAAUCAAACUACUGCCAGAUCAAGGGUCUGCCGCACCAGCUGCAAGUAGUACUACUAGUGGCGCGAACUCAAAUACAGCUGCCCCUACGGGCAUUGCAGCUGACGACGAAAAAAGCACAAUGGCAUCGCCAGUUCAAGAGAUGAUGACAACCGUUCUGCGCAACGCCGUGGCUUCCAAUAACACGCUUUCAGCCGCUGCGACACCGGAAGCUGCCCUUGCAAAAGCUGCUAGUACCUCGAAAGCUACGGUGUCACCUGCUUUGCUCAUGUCAAGGAAUCUUUCUGGAACAGAACAUCAAGUAGUUACUUCUGAUGGUGCUCCUACAACUGGUACGGUUCUUGGCGCUGCUUCUAGUUCUUCAAAAGAACAAGAUGCUGUCGGACCACUUCUCGCGUCGGCAUCAUGCAACAUGCUGGCACCCACACAAAAAACAGGACUACAACUUUCAACACUCGGUGAGCUAGUACAACAGGUAGGCUCGUCUGCUUCGGCUUCCUCAUUAUCAUCUUCUAUAAUGAUACAAGCGCAACGGCAACAAGCGCAACAAGUCAAGAACCUUGGUCUUGGUGAACUACAACCUCCUGGUGAACAAAGCGAAGUGGCCCGUCAGAUGCGUGAAGAUGAAGAACAGAAACGGCAGUUGCGUGACCAUUUUACAGAGUCAGCCAGAUCCAAGGUGAUCGAUGAAGGGCUACAGUCGACUCUAUCCGCAGCGGGAGCCACUGACAUCCAGUCUUCAGCAGGCGUAUCGACUUGCCGUGGUCGCGGCAAAAAACAUCAUCACACUUCUGGCGGGAAUAGUAAGAAAAACAAAGCUUCUAGUUCUAGUAGGAGAACAGGAGGUUCAAUCCGAGAGGAGGACCAUCAAGGAGCCGAGGACAAUGAAGGUGUAGGAAGUAGAGCAGGGAGCAAGAGCAAGAACAAUAGUAGGUCUUCAAAAGACAAGAAGAACGAUAACGCCUCUUCUGUUGCUGGAGGUGCUGCUUCGAAAACAGGCUCAUCCAAGGAGCACAAAAGGGGAAGGAGUCGUAAAAGGAGUAAGAAGUCUUCGAGAAAUAACGAUCACUCUCAGAGUGAUAGAAGUUCCAACGGAUCAGGAUCACGACAUUCCUCUGACAGUAGCUCUUCGAAUCAUUCUAGACCUUCGCGAAGUGGGGGUUCCUCAAGGUCUCGCAGCGGAUCAGAUGCCUCUCGAUCAUCUUCAGGAGGUCGGCGACAGCAGUCUUCUAGAGCCGGCGGUCGCAGUGGCGUUUCGUCCAAUGUCAAGUCAGGAACUCACGCGUCCUCGAAAGUGAGUCGGUCGAAUAGCAAGCAUACAGGGACAAGCAGGCGGACGCGUAGAAGUAGUAAGGAGAUGAGCAGGAAAGAACGGUCGAAGAAGAGCAAAAGUAAAAAAUCUGGACGUCGACGCAAAAAUGGAAGUAGAUCGUCCUCUGACGGUGGUUCCUCUAAUUCAUCUGGUUCUGGUUCAUCCCGACGGUCAUCGUCAGACGAAGAUAAAGACAAGUCUUCCUCUUCUUCGUCGGGUAGCGAAGUCGACGACAGUAGUUCCUCUGACGACGAUCGUGGCCGCGGUUCUACUUCUGGCGGCCAAAAAAGCAGCAAGGAAGACGAAAAAAGACGCGCAAAGAAGCAGAAGAAGCAGAUCCAGAAGGAGGUCAGGAGAGCCCGCAAAGAAGAGCUGAAAAAGAUUGCAGCCAUGGCGAGUCAAUACCAAAAGCAAAUUCCGGAUAAAUUCACGUACACCGGAUCUCAUUACGACUUGCAUGCGGCGCAAGGGACUCCGUCUGCUGUGAAAGGGUCUAAAGGAAGCGGGAAAAGCAGCAACAAAGGUGCUAGUGGUCGUAGUAAAGGUCGGAAAUCCGAGAGCAAAGGAGAUGGAACACCAGCAAGUAGCGCUGCUGGGGGUUCAUCUGGUGAUCAAGAGGGCGAGAAGCACAGUGAGAACGCUGCUGGAACCGCAGGAGAUGGUGGUGCUGGAGUCGCGCCGAAUGCUGGUAACAACAAGAGGAAGAACAAGAAGAGCAAAAAGCAACAACCUCAGCAUCAGGAUGCAGCAUGGGCGGCGUAUUACGCGCAAUGGGGAGACGCUUACGCAGGAGGAAUGGCUGUGGAUGAAAGUACGGGGUACUACUGGGAUCCGAAUACUCAAAUGUACAUGGCCUGGGACCCCUACUCGUAUCAGUGGGUUUAUGUACCGACUGCAGCCACCGCAGGAGCAGCAGGAGCUCAUGCACAUCCUUCGCAAGGUGGUGGAGUUGGAGAUAGUAGUAGUACUAGUAGACAACUACAUGCUGGUGUAGGACAAGCAGGUACCACGACCAGACCAGGACUUGCACCUGGGCCGAAUACGAAAAAACCACCGAGAGAAAGUACUAAGAUGAAGUUUCUGGAAGCUGCACUGGCGAAACAUGAUAAAGAAACUCAGGAAAAGAAAAAUGCGGCUCUGGAGAAGAAAGACGACAAAGACAAAAACGCGAAUCAUGGUUCUGGUUCCGAAAAUGAACCACGAGCAUUAAACGGUUCAGGUGAUGAACGUGUCACGACAGGUGCCACAGGAGCGUCUGAUGGUCCCCACAGCUCCCCCUCCAUUGGUCCUUGGGGAGCCCGUUCAAACCUUGCUGCGUCGCUACAGACUGACGGAAAUCCAUACGGAAAUAACAACUCUGCCUCGAGUAGUAGCAUCUUCCCUCUCCCCCUCGGGUUACCUGGUAGUUCCAUCGCUGAGCAACGCGACAUUCCGGGUACUUUGCGUGAGCAUUUGUUUUGCCGUACGCCGUUUACGUGCAGUCCUGCUGCGGAAAGGCAAAAGAUGUGGGAUCUGUGCUACAGCAUGGCCGUUAAGGGACCGACUGAAUACCCCUUGAAAGACGGAAAUGCGUUUUCAGAGUUGCGCUUCUUGUGUCCAGCAGUUUUUGCGGCAUUGGAACAAGCUUGGAUGGUGGAUCGGAAAGUGGAAUUCAAUAGUAAAAACAUCCUAAAAGGAGAUGCUGUUGAGCUUGACCACGCACCAGGAACAGACAGUCAAGGUGAUCAUCGUGAUCGUCUGCCAACACGUAACGCUAGUAGAUUUGCCGCUCCUACUGCCACUGCCAAUUCACCGUCCUCUUCUCCUCGAUCUUCGCACAGUGGAAAAUCGCUGAUCCUCAAGGACGGAAAGGGCCACCGCGCAGUGGCAAGACAGGUUUUAACUCUCGUUCAGGGCAUGAUUUUUGGUCAGGAACCCCGUAAUUGCCCUAAGAAUGUCCCGGCUAACGCUGUCAAGGACAAAUGCGUUCGCGAGUUGUACCAUUUGUACGAUAGGAGGACAGGCGACUUGCCAACGAAAUACGAGCGGAAGCAAGUUGCUACGCAAUUGCCAUGGUUUUUUCUGCAUACCUUGGACUUGAGCAACAACGAAAUCGACACGGAGACAGCAACGAGAUGGCUGGAUUUUUUGCGAGUGUGGCGAAUUCAUGUGAAGAACAUUUCGUUUGCGGAUAAUCCGAUGGUAUAACUACUUGUUCAUUUUGUUUAUAAGCUCACGUCAGGUGGCUUUUUUUCUUCAUACUCAGAGAUUCUCCGGAGAAAAGCUUUCAUGACUAGGUCGACGUAUUAUAUAUAGUACAAUCGUUAUCGUACCGAUACCUUUACAUAGUAUGCAAAUGGAGCCACCCAACCAAUUCCAAUAUCUUCAGAUCGACCACCGUAUCUUCGGACCGCUUAUGCACUACGUGGGCGGAUGCGCAAGUGCCAUUCGCGUGAUCGAUUUGAGGGGAACCAACGUUUUCGCCUUAGUGCGCGAAGCCUCUUCCAGAGCUCUCGAUGAAUGCUGUGACUGCUUCUUCGAGAUGUUACAUAUGCUCUACCUGCAUGGUGCCUAUCCGCAGAAACUGUCUUCCUACUUGACCGAUGGAGGCGAGAGGAUGGUCGCUUGUCUGCCGAUUCGCUUGAUGCUGCCCAAGCCUGCCGAAAUGGAACAAGUUACCAAAAGAUGGGAACAAUUCUUGAAAUCGCGACCAUACUUGAAUCCGGAGAGGAUGAAGAUUGGGGAAAGAGGUUGUGCAGUGCGAAGUGAACCUAGAAGAUCGCCAUCAUCAUCACCGGGAAGCAGUCCAGAAGAAAGCCCCGUAAAAAUAGGUGAUGGAGGUUACAUUUCGAGGCCUGCGCCAUCAAAUACUUAUUUCAGCAGUACUUCUUCAUCCUUGGCCUUGCCGGGUGGAAGUAGAGCUACACCAAAAAACGGCAUCUCAUCUUCAACUUCUUCGUGGCCAGCCUGGUUUCCCGCUCUAGUAGUCGACUUUGCAUUAGACGUUGCAUUGGAGCAUGACAUGAACACUGAGUUCGCGAAGGUCUGUGACAACCUGGUAAAUGACAAGCGACAUGCAUCUAGGAAAAAGCGAGGCGCUCUGGCAGGUCUAGUCGGUCUAGAUUUGAUUGACGUCGACGGCGAUCAUGGUCAUGGAAGUAGUGAAAGUGCGACACCUGGUGGAAAAAGUCUCCUAGAGAACAAUGACGGAGGAGACGGAGAUCGGGGGAAACGUCUUAGUCGCAGUUUCGUGUAUUCCACACCUAGACAUCGCUCCGCCUCUCCCUCUUCUUCACCUGCUUCUCUUAGACCACAUGGCAGUCCGAAUCACGCAGUAGCAUCUCCUUCUCCUCAGAAUGGUGAGCUUUCCCCUGAAGACGUUGCCGCUUUUUUCGGUCUGCCAGAAGGUUAUCUAUGCGAGGAUCAGGAUGCAUCAGCGGACGAGGAGGAUGAGAAGCAUUUGGCUCGAGUGCUGCAGUUAGCGAGACACGAUCCAACGUCUAGUUAUAUAGCGGAUCAUAGCGAUCGUUUCUGUCCCGUGUUGCCAUUGGUGCCUGAAGAAUCGCCGACACUGAUGUCCUCAGAAGACGGAGGCCCAGCAGCGAAAAAAGCUAGGAAAAUGUCUCCGAGUGGGGAUAAUCACUCAGGACACAAGACGGUGUCGACUGUAGGAGUAGAGAAGAAGAACGGCGACUCAAAUAAAAAUGCUGCUUCUUCUUCAACCAAGGAUAACAGUGCUGCUGCAAGUGCAUGCGCAAAGAACGAUGAAAAACAAAAUCAAAACACGACUGUGGAUGCCGGUACCCCUGGCUCCAGUACCAACAACAAGAAUGGAAACAAAACCAAAAAGGCUAAGGCUAAGAGUAAGAACAAGAACAGCGCAACUCGCACUCGGCAAGAAAUCCUGAUGCAAGCAUGCGAAGAAGCAGGCAGUGCUGUUUCAUCCUCUGGCGCGGUUUUAGGAAGCCGCAACAAUACAACUACUAGAGGUGCUCCUCGCAACAAGAAGGGUCGAGGAAAGAAUGCUCCUGGUCGCAAAGGUGGACCCGGCGGACCUCUACGAGGGGCAAUGAAAGGAGACCGGAAAGCCAGAGGUCAACGCGGAAGGGACAGAAGUCGUACUCCUCGAGAAGCAGGUGGUGAAAGAAGCCGCAGUGGUAAUCUUGGUCGGGAUUCAUCAUCUAGUAGAUCACGUUCGCGCGGGUCUUCCUCUGACGCAUCUAGAAGAAGAUCCCCGAGAAACCGUCGCAGAGGCGGGAGAUCUAGGAGCCGGUCCAGAAGGCGAAGAAGGUCUGUUGACAGUCGUUCCAGAAGCAGGAGUAGCAGUGCCAGUGGAGGGAGGUCUAGGUCUAGGUCUUCUAGACAUUCUAGACAUUCCUCUAGUGACUCUGAAAGAAGUAGACGUGGCAGUGUUGAAAAAGCGCCUCGCAGGGGUCGUCGUCGUGACGAUUCUCGUGAGAACAAGAAGCAAGUGCAGAAUCGCAACAAUUCUGCCGACUCGCAUCUUUCGACAGGUGGAGCCGAAAAUGAAGCACAAGUCGCAUCUUCAUCAGGGAAGGUUCUUGAACAAGCCAUGACCUUUUGUGGAGAAGACCCUCCUGCUCCUGUGCAACAAGGCGUGCAGCUACAGUUUGUACAGGACAAGGAUGUCAAGAACAAGGAAAAGGCGGCUGCUGCGUCUGGUCAAGAACAGGAAGAUCUUGUGGCAGGAGUUGACAGCAAUUUAGUGGUUUCGCCCGAACAAGAACAGGCUCGUCUAGCCGCAGAAGUACAACAACACGAUCAGGAGACGGAGAAAGACCAAGAACCGAAAGAGGCUACGCGUACGAAGAGAAUCAGUGUGGGUGACAACCCUUUCGACAGUGAUGAAGAUAUUGCACAACAUGUAGGACGAGAAGGAGUGGAGCUAGACCUCCAAGACGAUGAUCCAAAGGCUGUACAUGUACAACUCGAUGAAGAUGAGAUCAAUCAGGAAUUCGAACGGCACGUGCAGAACAUGCAGACUUCUGAUUCCACGUCAAUGAUCCAAGAUCAAGAACUACAGGAUGCAGAUGUAGUUGAGCACGAAGAACAAAUGCGGGUACAGCCGCAUGAAGAUCAUGUUACAAAUACUACAUCAAUGAACUCGUCCAACUCUCUUUCUACUUCCGCUCUUGAUGCUGGCGUUGCUUGUGGUCUUCCUCCCGGUCAUGAGCAGGACGAGUGGCAAGAGGACGAAGAGGAUGAUGAAGAAGAUGACGACGAUCAAGAAGGGGAUGAAGAGGAUGGAGACAUAAACGCUGCAGAAGAUCUACUCGACUUCCUGUAAAAAUGCACAUUAUUUGAUUAUUUUAUAUAAGUAUGAAAAAAUAAGACGCGCAAUUUUUUUUUUCCAAAGCUCAGUCGAGGGUACCAUGAUUGUUUUUUCCAGUUGUUUCGUAACACCAAACUAAUAACAUUUCCUAUUUUCAUCUUGAUGAAUGCGAAUUGUUUAUUGCUCCUCACACUCACCAGAAGCACUAUAUUUCUUUUCUAGUAUGAACUAUGACGCUUACAAACAGACGGUCCCCUGUCUAAUGAUUCCUUAUAGUUGCAUUCAAGAAAGUACUCAGAAGAUGUAGUAGAUUUCUAUCCCUACUUAGUGAUCUGUUAUCUUCACCUAUAAGAAAAUUGCCCAAAUGGAAAUGGUUCGAUGUCGAGCCGACGUAACCUGUUUGAUCUAUUCUCGAAUUUUUU
Molecule: messenger RNA, 9820 nt
Organism: Amoebophrya sp. A25
Lineage: Eukaryota; Dinophyceae; Syndiniales; Amoebophryaceae
Source: the annotation of a GenBank genome assembly